Messenger RNA from Drosophila teissieri, 509 nucleotides. RefSeq lists its product as uncharacterized. NCBI's taxonomy places the organism in Eukaryota, Metazoa, Arthropoda, Insecta, Diptera, Drosophilidae. The record is from RefSeq and is a predicted model, not a curated record. Bases 63 to 464 code for a protein of 133 amino acids. The transcript has a single exon.
AAAUUAAUAUUUAUUUAGACUUUUCUACUAAUAUUCUAAAUCUUUUCUUUUUAAAAUUCAAAAUGGUCAUACGCAGUCUCAUGAAGCUUGUACUAUUUUCUACUACCAUUUACUUGGCCAAAGAACUAGGAGUUUGGGACGAUCCAAUUGAACCCACAACCAGUAAACUCAGAAUAGAAGCAGAAGAACCUUUGGAGACAAAAAAUUCAAACGACAAGUCAGAGGAGGGCACAGAUAUUGGGGCCACUAUAUCGAAAGAACUCCAAAAGAAAAAACAAGAUUUGGAGAAAAAGUUUUGCCCCAAAGACUCCUCCUGCUAUUCCCCAUCAAAGCCACUAGGCGAAACCAUUGGCGAGGCGUUUUCUAAAACAUGGGUAGCCUUAAAAGGUAUUCCGUCCUACUGGGGCGCAACCUUCGAAAGGAUAGGCGCUAGGAUUUGUCAGUUUUUCAGGGGAGAUAAAUAAAAGAACUUUACAUUUAAAUUAUAAUCUAAUUAGAAGAAUGACAAA